ACAUCCAAGCAGCCAGGAGAUGGCCAGCAGGAAGGCAGGGACUCGGGGGAAGGUGGCAGCUGCCAAGCAAGCCCAACGGGGAUCUUCGAAUGUCUUCUCCAUGUUUGAACAAGCACAGAUCCAGGAAUUUAAGGAGGCAUUCAGUUGCAUUGAUCAAAAUCGAGAUGGCAUCAUCAGCAAAUCAGACCUGAAGGAGACCUACUCUCAACUAGGAAGAGCAAAUGUGCCUGAAGAAGAGUUGGAUGAGAUGCUACAGGAAGGCAAGGGCCCGAUCAACUUCACAGUGUUUCUCACACUCUUUGGGGAGAAGCUCAAUGGCACUGACCCUGAAGAAUCCAUCCUCAGCGCCUUCCGCAUGUUUGACCCCAGUGGCAGUGGAGUUGUCAACAAAGAAGAGUUUAAGCAGCUCCUUCUGACCCAGGCAGACAAGUUCUCUCCAGCUGAGGUGGAGCAAAUGUUUUCAUUGACACCUAUGGACCUGUCAGGAAACAUCGACUACAAAUCUCUGUGCUACAUCAUCACCCAUGGGGAUGAGAAGGAAGAGUAAAAGGAUUCAGGGAGAGAGUGAACAGCAGAGAGCCAGGCUCAAUAAAACAGAUGAUAAGA
This is a messenger RNA of Sarcophilus harrisii (Tasmanian devil), 606 nucleotides long. RefSeq names its product myosin light chain 7 (gene MYL7). Gene Ontology annotation, molecular function: calcium ion binding. The record is from RefSeq and is a predicted model, not a curated record. Lineage: Eukaryota; Metazoa; Chordata; Mammalia; Dasyuromorphia; Dasyuridae. Gene Ontology annotation, biological process: cardiac muscle tissue development; heart contraction. The coding region runs from base 20 to 547 and encodes 175 amino acids. The transcript has 7 exons. Gene Ontology annotation, cellular component: myofibril; cytoplasm.